AUGUUUCAUUUUGUGAACACGGUGUUAAAAGACUUAGCUGAGGAGGAUGUGCAUUCAUCGUGGAAAGAGGAUUGCCAUUUCUUCAUUCAAUGGCACGGUAUGGCCGAAACAAGUUGCUUGGAAUCGGACGCUUUCAUUUCAACUGGUAUCAAAAAUAGCUCCAUCUACGAUAGAGAUAUACCAGCUACCAAGCUUAUGAAGAGCUUUAAUAAAUUGGCAGCAGAGCUAGGAGUUGAGCUGAAUGCCAGUACUCCUAGACAGGAUCAAUUGUGUACGUUAACAGCUGGAACUAACAUCUUUGGACGUUAUAUCAAUGGUGUUUCGCGUCUGAAUGUCUGCGGAACACCGGCAAAAGAGGAGGUAAGAUUGCUAAGAAGAAAACUUAAACUAGACUCCAACCUUGAUUCUCCUUUCAUUAUGGUGAAGACAGAGAGAAACUUUAAAUUUGGCUCUGAAAGAGGUAUGCAGUAACA
Messenger RNA from Strongylus vulgaris, 473 nucleotides. The record is from the annotation of a GenBank genome assembly. NCBI's taxonomy places the organism in Eukaryota, Metazoa, Nematoda, Chromadorea, Rhabditida, Strongylidae.